AUGGCAAAGGUACAUAUAACCAAUGUUGUUGUAUUGGACAAUCCAAGUCCUUUUCUCAAUCCGUUCCAAUUUGAAUUAACCUUUGAGUGUAUAGAAGAACUCAAGGAAGACUUGGAAUGGAAGAUGAUCUAUGUGGGGUCAGCUGAAACAGAGGACCACGAUCAGGUUUUGGAUACAAUUUACGUCGGACCUAUACCUGAAGGGAGACACAUGUUUGUGUUUCAAGCACCCCCACCAGACGUGACGAGAAUUCCGGAAAACGAUGCUUUAGGAGUGACAGUAGUCCUUCUAACGUGUUCCUACCGUGGUCAGGAAUUUGUCAGAGUUGGUUACUUUAUUAACAACGAGUAUUCGGAAUCUGAGCCUGAAUUACGUGAAAAUCCUCCAGCGAAGCCUCAAUUUGACAAAGUUGUAAGAAAUAUUCUCGCUUCUGAACCUCGUGUAACUAGAUUUAAGAUUAACUGGGCUGAACCUGAUGCUGCUGCUGUGUCAGACUCUGUAGAUGGGAAUAUAGAGACUACUCAUGCCCCCAGCAAUGAUUCUUAUGGUGCAUCUUUCAAUGCUGACAGUCAAAUCGGUGGUAUGGAGUUCCAAGGCUUGAGCUUGAGUGGUUAUGGAGAUAAUUCAAAUUCAAUAGCUCCAAUGGAGUGCUGA
Molecule: messenger RNA, 654 nt
Organism: Arctia plantaginis
Lineage: Eukaryota; Metazoa; Arthropoda; Insecta; Lepidoptera; Erebidae
Source: the annotation of a GenBank genome assembly